ACGUACAAACACAACAACACCAUAAAGUGGAGAGAGCAUCACAACUUCUAAAAGUACUCCAUCUAUCAUUGUCCUAAAAGGGAUAACCAAUUCAUUUGCUACAAGUAAAACAAUGACUUCUUCAUCAACCAAUCAUGGUCUAGCAAAGAUUGGCUUCCCAUCAUCAUCCACUGUUACUACGAAUUACGGAAUUGAACCACUUACCGGCACUAACUUCACCUCAUGGAAAGACAAUGUUAAGCUCACCCUUGGAGUUAUGGACCUCGACCAUGCUUUGAGGUAUGACCCCCCUGAACCUUUGACUGCUGAAUCAACUCAUGAGCAGAAAAGGUUUCAUGAAAUUUGGGAGAGAUCAAACUGUAUGUCACUAAUGAUAAUCAAGAACUCCAUUUCUGUGGCAAUUCGCGGUGCUAUCCCUGAUUCGGAUAACGCGAAGACAUACAUGGACUCGGUCGAGGAACAAUUUAAGGGAACCUCCAAGGCUCACGCAAGUACAUUGAUCUUGAAGAUGUUGACCACAAAAUACAAUGGUAAUAGCGGUGUUCGUGAGCACAUUAUGAUGAUGAGUGAUAUGGAAAAUAAGCUCAAAGGCAUGGAUAUGGAGAUAAGUGAGGGCUUUUUAGUCCACUUCAUCAUGACUUCUCUUCCCACACAGUUUGGCCCCUUUAAGAUCAACUACAACACUCAAAAGGAAAAGUGGAAAAUGAGUGAGUUGAUAGCCAUGUGUGUGCAAGAGGAGGAACGCCUGAAAGUUGAGAAGCCGGAUGUUGCUUAUGUCACCACUACUUCAAGCUCGUUCAAGAGGAAGGGUAAGUCUCAAGUUGGAGAGAGUUCAAAGGUUCCUAAGGCAAGUACAAGUGCAACGCCUGGAUCAAAUGGGGCUUUGAAACAACUUCGUUGCAAAUUCUGUCAUAAGAAAGGACAUUACCAACGAGAUUGCACUAAGUUCAAAGCAUGGCUUGCAAAGAAAGGGAUUCCAUACAAUCCAACAACUGCACCAAAGCCAAAGGACAAUUAAAGUGGGGAAUGGGGAAGACUUAAAUGUUGAAGCUGUAGGAUCACUUUCAUUAAUGUUAGAAAGUGGUCAUAGUUUAAGUCUUAAAAACAUUCUUUAUGUUCCUAAUAUUACUAGAAACUUAAUAUCUGUAUCAAAGUUAGCAUAUGAUGGCUACACUUUUAUGUUUGGAUACAAUAAUGUUGUUAUAAGUUUCAAUAAUAAUGUUGUUGGCUAUGGUUGUAUGGAUGGUUAUCUUUAUA
Messenger RNA from Cuscuta epithymum, 1257 nucleotides. NCBI's taxonomy places the organism in Eukaryota, Viridiplantae, Streptophyta, Magnoliopsida, Solanales, Convolvulaceae. The record is from the annotation of a GenBank genome assembly.